This is a messenger RNA of Rosa rugosa (rugosa rose), 2860 nucleotides long. RefSeq lists its product as uncharacterized. The transcript has 5 exons. Gene Ontology annotation, molecular function: zinc ion binding. The coding region runs from base 751 to 2670 and encodes 639 amino acids. The record is from RefSeq and is a predicted model, not a curated record. Lineage: Eukaryota; Viridiplantae; Streptophyta; Magnoliopsida; Rosales; Rosaceae.
AUCAGUCCUCAUCCCUCUCCCAAGAAGUUGACAACAUUUGAGAUCGAUGGUUAAGGAAAUUAAAACCGAAACCAAAGUUGGUCAUGGGAUAGAACCCUUUUGGAAUGCUUUGUCCAAAAGAGUUCAGAUUUGUGGUUCCAAAAGUCGGAACUCAUCGAAGGAGAUGGUACCAGCAUCGGUACAGUCUUGCUCUUCAAUUUUGCCUCUGGUGAGUACUUCUGGUUUGCAGUGAAGAGUUUCUUGGACUUAACUUUGUGAUCUUACGUUCUUAAGAAAUUAUCGAUGUUUUUUAUGUCUUGUUCUUUUUUAUUGGGGACGAUCUUAGAUGCAUUUAAGAUAAACUACCAGAAGGAAAAGAUUGUGGAGCUUGAUGAAUCCGUGCAAGGAAUUGGGCUGCAAGUGAUCUGAACAUUGGGUUUUCUUCCUACAAAGUAAGUUUCCAACUUGCUGCAAUUCAGGAGCAGGAGACCCUACUGAAAGCUUCCGAUUCGAUUUGAUCGGAGAUCUCUUUCCGAGAUUCUUUCUUCGCCGUCCUCUCCGUCGGAAGCUUCUGAUUUCUCUUUGUGAUUCUGCGACGAUCUGAAAGUGGUUUUGGAGCUUCCUCAGCUCUUUUCUCUUUUUCUGGAUCUCUGGCUUCGUCGGUGUUCGUCUUGAUCACGUUAUUGUGUUCUUCUUCUUCGUCGACUCAGUGCUUAGUUACAGUCUCUCUAUUUUUUCCUCUCUCUGGUUUUCUCUGAUUUGAUCGUUGUUAUGGAUACAAGCUAUGUUGUCAAGUUUAUUUAUUCUGGUGAAGCAGCAACAGUUCCAUUGUUGCAUAAUUGGUCGUUUGUUGACCUAUGCAAUUCCAUACGCUCUCGUUUUCCGGAUUUGAUUCAAGGCAAUUUCAUGUUGAGGGCAGAGGCACCGAAGAGUUAUAUGACGAAAGGUUGGGAGAGUUAUAUUCAUUCUGAAGGCCAAAAGUUUGAGGGUGGGGUUGUUGAGUUUAGGGAUAAGCUGCGUAAGUAUGCCAUAGAAAUUGGCUUUUCAUAUGAGUUUGUUAGAAAUGACAAGGUUCGUGUUAUUGCUCAGUGUUCUAAGAAACAUUCUCAAGGCUGCAAUUGGCUUGUGAAGGCUCAUUUAUGCAGGGCUAAUGGUUUCUUUAUGAUUAAAAGGUUGGUUAAUGUUCACACUUGUCAUGGUGUGAUUCGUUUGCAGAAGAGUAAGAUGAUGGGAUCCAAGGUUGUCAAGUCUAUUGUGCUUGAUAAGAUUCGUGCCAAUCCAAACAAAAAGCCAAUUGAUAUAGCUGAUGAGAUCAAGAGUGAUUAUGGUUUGGAUGUUGCUUAUCGUACAGUUUGGUAUGGUACGGAGUUGGCAAAAACAGCCCUACAUGGUGAUGAAGCUGAGUCUUAUGCUCAGCUACUUUGGUUCAGUGAGUCUGUUAUGAAGUCAAACCCCGACUCUAGGAUAGUGGUUGAGUUUCAUCGAGAAACACACAGGUUUCAGCGUAUGUUUGUGACCUAUGGUGCAUGGAUGAAGGGUUUUCAAUCUUGUAGACCUAUUCUUUUCAUUGAUGCUACAUUCAUUACCAACAAGUACAAGGGGCAGAUUAUUGCUGCAUCGGCAAAGGAUGCCAAUCAAGGCUUGUAUCCAGUUGCUUAUGCUAUUGUGGAUUCUGAAAAUGAGAGUAAUUGGAGAUUUUUUCUUGAGGUUUUGGCUGAAGAGUUUGCAAAACACCCUAUGAGGAGGGUGACGUUUAUUUCUGAUCGUCAUGUUGGGCUUGUUAGUGCUUUCCCUAGAGUGUUUCCCAAUAAUCCACAUGGGUUUUGUUUUAGACACCUGAUGGCUAACCUUUCUGACAAAUUUCCAGCUGGUUCUUACCUCAAGGAUCGGAUUCCUUACUUGUUUAUGUGUUGUGCUUAUUCUCGAACACCGGAGAUGUAUGAGUUCAACAUGGAAAUCUUGAGGAGUGAAGGCGGCGACAUAGUUGCUCAAUUUCUGGAGGAUCUUCCCAAGGAGAACUGGUGUAUGGCUUACUUUAACGGCGAAAGAUUUGGUGAAAUGACAAAUAACUUGGCUGAGUCUUUCAAUAAUUGGGUGUUGCCUUUGAAGAGUCUUCCUAUUCUUGAUAUUAAUGAUGGCAUUAGAGUGAAGUCCAUGGCUUCAAUUGCUGCUCGGAAGCAGGAUGCUGAGGAAUGGUUCUCUGAGUUGUGCCCGGUGAUUGAAAAGAAGCUGAAGGAGAAUUUGGAAGUCGGAAGGCAUUGGAGAGUGAGCAGGUCUGAUACCUAUGUGUAUGAAGUUCACUGCCAGAAGUACAAUAGCAUGGUAAAUUUGGAAACUCGCUUUUUUUCGUGUGGAGAAUGGCAGCUGUAUGGCUUCCCAUGUUCCCAUGCCCUUGUAGUGAUCCAACAACAUGGUUCUUCCCCGUAUUUGUAUGUCAAUGAGCUGUACAAGGUGGAGAAAUAUCGAGAAACUUAUUCUUUCCCAAUUAAUCCUCUUCCCUCUAUUUCGAAGCAAGUGCAUGAUUUUGGUAGAGAUGCGGUGAUAUUGCAGCCGCCUUUGACUAGAAGACCACCGGGAAGGCCUAGAAAGAAGAGGUUCAGAAAAAGGAGCGAGAAAACCAGGGUGAUCAAGUGUGGUAGGUGUGGAAAAUGUGAUGGUCACAACAGAAAGAGUUGUACAGCUCCGAUAUAGGUUCAAUUCUGCCUACAUGCCUUUAACAGUGACAUGGCAAGUGACAUAGCAAGUGACUCCAAUACAGUUUGAAAUUUUGUUUUGAUUUUUCAUUUUUUUCAAUAAAUGAUAAGAAGUGCUUGUAAGGUGCUUACUCAUUGGAAUUUUUUUUUUGACUAUGAGACAGUGUAUCUGCUUUCUUCUUUUAUAA